Drosophila rhopaloa is the source of this 543-nucleotide messenger RNA. RefSeq lists its product as uncharacterized. The record is from RefSeq and is a predicted model, not a curated record. The coding region runs from base 1 to 543 and encodes 180 amino acids. NCBI's taxonomy places the organism in Eukaryota, Metazoa, Arthropoda, Insecta, Diptera, Drosophilidae. The transcript has 3 exons.
AUGGGAACCGCAUUUAGAAUUAUAUGUUUAAUUCUGGCCUUUCAUAUUGUUUUUGAACAGAGUACCAUUAAUGCUUCCAGAUUCAAGUUUACCAACUUUGUUUGUGAUUCAGUGGAUGAAUCUUGGAUUUCGGUGCACAAAUGUCGUUUAAAAGCCAUUCGCAGGGACAAAACUACACUGAGUUUUAACGGGACUCUGCGGAAAACUGCCAGAAAUAUCCGAGUACACGGUCAAAUUUUCAAGCGGGCCAGUGGUUUUAAGCCGUGGCUCUACAACAUCACAAUCGAUGGCUGUCGAUUUUUGCAGAGGCCCUAUAAUGCGCCGGUAAUACUUGUUUAUAAUCUUUUUAAACAAAUUUCCAAUUUAAAUUUCACAUGUCCCUACGAGGGUCCAGUUUACGUAAUGGGUUUCCAUCUCUCAGGAGAGGGAGUUCCGGUCCCGCUUCCCUCUGGGGAAUACCUAAUUUCAAUAAAGUGGUACAUCGAUAAGGUACUUAUACUUUCUACGGGCAUAUAUUUUUCGUUCGAAGAGAAUUUAUCAUGA